Messenger RNA from Cydia splendana, 1722 nucleotides. RefSeq lists its product as uncharacterized. The record is from RefSeq and is a predicted model, not a curated record. Bases 199 to 894 code for a protein of 231 amino acids. Lineage: Eukaryota; Metazoa; Arthropoda; Insecta; Lepidoptera; Tortricidae. The transcript is spliced from 5 exons.
UGUUAAAACCUAUUCCCUUUGUUUUUUUUUUUUUUAAUCUUAUAGUUAUAUGUUAACUGUGACAUUGACAAAUAACAUAUCGGCCUAGAUAUGUCUACAAUCAAAACAUUUACAUAAAAAUGGGAACAAAACACCAAAAAUAAUCAAGCCCUCUAACAUAUCCCAUAAGAUGAACAAACCGGUGCACUAGGUUUCAAGAUGCAAUACUAUUCACCGUAUAACGGAUGUCCGAAUAACGAGGCUAACUUUCCUUACAUACCAAUUUCAGCGCCACCAGUGUUCCCACGCUUGCAAAUAGUAGGCGAGGGGGACGUGACCUCGGUGACGCUGCCCGACGGGACUCUCCAACUGUACUUCAUACCCGUCUCGCGGACUACCUGCUUCAACCAGUGGGGCGCCGUUCCAGCACUUCCAGCUUGGUUCAUACGUACUAUUCCUAACCUUUUUGCAGCGCCCCAGCCGUUCGCGUCGAAUUACCCAGACACUACACAAGUCAACAACAUCUUCCUAAAGAAUAAUGCAGUAAACGAAGAAAUAUCUAAACCCCAGCUCCAAUUCCACAGUGACCAAACGACGUCAUCAACCGACUUGCACUGCUUCUGCCAACCGCCACACAUCUUCUGGUACCCGCGGCAAUCUGUCGAAACCCAAGCAGAUCCCGUCGGCUCCUGCGACGCAUGCUGUAGAACGUGCACCUGCUUGCCAAGCAAUCCUGAAACUCUGCAGUCCCGCUGCAGCGAAAUGUCCAUAGACGGCAAAGAUGAAGACAAAUCCACAUGCUCGUGCCAUAAAAAAGUUAAUAAAGUUCGGUUCAGCUCGGACAGUAUAAAAUGUGAUAAGCAUUGUAAAUGUAAGUGCAAUGUGACGCGCUAUACAUCUGAUAAGUCGAAUUAAACCCCGAAAGUGCUACGCCGGUACACCUCGGGCCGUUUAUGCGACAAGUAUACCUCCGUCAAAAUAAUCUAUCCGAUGGGGCAAUAGAAACCAAAUUAUAUAUUAAUAACAGCGGCGUUUAAGUGCGAGCUAGCCCCGUACCGCCCAAUGUACAGUCAGCAGCAGAAGUUGCUAAGCGGGCGAGGUGUUCAAAAUUACCUUGACACGCUCUUAUUCUCUUAACAAUAAAGUCGCUUUCAGAUAAUUUUGAACACCUGGCCCGCUUAGCAACUUCUGCUGCUGACUGUACAUUACGGUAGGGCAGUAUAGUGCAUCCAUCCAUCCCCAUCCAUAUUAUUUUCCAUCGUAUUUUCAGGGAAACGUGCGAACGUGUCUUGCUAUUUCAGUCAGUCUUGGUACAAAAAGUACUAAGCAUGACAAAUACGAACGUUUCCGAGAAAGUACGAUGGAAAACAAUAAUACACUACAUCUGUAAUUCUGUACAUUCAAUGGAAUUUCAACUCAUAAAAGAAACAAAGUAGCACUUCUUUUGUCUCGUAAUAUUUUUGAACAAAUGAAAUUCAAACUAAUUAAAAACACAACUAGAUUCAAACUUCCCUAGGCUUACUUUUGUAUGGUUGGCGGCACCAAGAUAUUUGACGACAACACUGCCGCUUCAAAGGGCAGACGAUUUUGGCUCAGGCAUAGCGAUUAAUGGACGGGACAUUAAAACAACAGAGGAUGUUGAGUGAAUUUAUAUUCUGUUAUUAUACAUAUACUUUAUCCCUUAACAUUAUGUAUUUACAGUGAAAAUAAAAGUACAGUAAUAAAAACAACUUGAGAUUUGUA